CGACGGGGUUUACUUUAAUUCAUUGCAGUUAUAACAAGCAAGCGACGACGAGUUUUAUUCUGUUCAGCGCAACUAUAGAACAUUUUUGACUGUGUUAAUUACAACCCAAUUACAAUGUCUAUCUCUCUGGACGAUCUCAAAUCUAUCUUGCAGCAGCAGCAAGUUCAGAAUGAAGCAGCUCAACUAAAAUUAAUCGAAGCUCUCACUCAGAAGCUGUCCAUUCAAGUUCCAACAACAUCUCAUUCAGACAAAUAUGAAAGCAUCUCAAAUUCCAUCAGUGAGUUCAACUACGACCCAAUAUCUGGUCUCGUAUUUGAUACAUGGUUCAAUCGUUAUGAAGACGUUUUCCGUAUUGAAUGCUACAUGUUUGAUGAUGCUGCCAAAGUCCGAUUGUUACUAAGAAAACUUGGUACUGUUGAGCACAACAGAUAUGUUAACUUCAUUCUGCCUAAGAACCCACGUGAGUUAUCAUUCGAUGAGACAGUCACCGUUUUAUCACAAAUCUUUGGUGAACAGUCAUCCAUGUUUAAUAUUCGGUAUCAAUGUUUUCAGUUGACAAAAAUGCCUUCCGAUGAUUAUGUCACUUACGCUGGCAAAGUGAACAAGGAAUGCGAAAGGUUCAAACCACACGAAAUGACAUCAGAUCAGUUCAAGUGUUUGAUUUUUAUUUGUGGGUUGAAGAACCCAGAAGAUACUGACAUAAGAACUCGACUUCUGUCACUCGUGGAACAAGACCCGAAAAUGACUUUACAAAUGGUGACAGCAGAAUGCCAACGCUUAAUCAACUUGAAGCACGAUACUGCUAUGGUGGAGUGCAAACGACAGUCGUCUGAAUUUGGUUCAGUUAACACAGUGAAAAGUCCUCCGAUCACCGUUAAGCACACAGCACGUCAGUCUCAGAAUUCAGCUAAACCUCCUUCAGUGUGCUGGCACUGUGGUUCGUGGCAUUUUGUCAAGUUCUGUCCUUUCAAGAAACAUAAAUGCCGUAAUUGUCACCGUUUUGGACAUAAAGAGGGUUACUGUCCACCACAGAAAAAUUCUUCGGUGAAGAACAGAAGUAGUCGUUUCAAGCCGAAACAAUCUCCUCGAAUACAGACCAUUUUCACAACUUCCAAAGUCGAUUUCGCCAGCAAACGUAAGUACAUUACACUACGUAUUAACGGCAAAUCUAUUCGUCUUCAGUUGGAUACGGCAUCAGAUAUCACCUUAAUUUCCCGAACUACGUGGCGCAAACUUGGGUGCCCACAGAUUCUGCCGACCGAGCAUGUCGCUAAGAAUGCCUCUGGAGAUAUACUGAAACUCGUGGGUGAGAUAAAUUGCCAGGUUCAGUUUGGUGAGCAUCAGUUCAAUGGUGUAUGUUACGUCACAAACUACCAUGAUUUGAAUUUGCUUGGUCUUGACUGGUUAGACAAGCUCCAUAUCUUCAAUGUACCAUUAAAUUCAGUAUGCUCUAAUGUUUCGUCCUCACCAAAGAACGUUGUUCCCGGACAUGUAUCUGAUCAGUCUCUCUUGCAACGCCUGCGUGCUUAUGCAAAAGCGAAGGGGGAGGGAACAACAGAAGAAAUUUUGGAUAGAUUCUUGCUGCAUUAUCGUACGACGCCAAAUCCUUCCGCAGCCGGAAGCCCGGGACGCAGAUCACACUCUAUCCAGUACCACGCGAAGGUCAACUCGACAAAGAAGAGCUCCGAAACCUUUUCAAAUAGAUCCAAAAAGCAAGUCCUACACUUUUAACGGGGAGAGGUGAUAGGAUCCCACACACUUUGUUAUUGUUCAAUUAUCUUAACGACUGUUAAUCUCGCAUAAGUGGUAUAUCAUCAUUCCCCACGCAUUUUGUUAUUGACUAUUACGACCAAUUAUUUCAAAUACUGUUAGCUGUCUGUAUUGGUUGUAAAAAUGUAUAAAUACCAUUUCCUAAAUAAGUUUCUUUGUCGUAGUUGUUGUACUACAAUACACAGUCACAGACCAGACUUUGUCUUUUGAUAUUUGCGUGGUUCGCUGAAUCGGAAGGUACCAGAAGCAGAUAGGCAUAUUAGUCAGGCGCAGACAGAACAAGGCGACAACGUCCUCAUUUAAUUCCGCUACAGUUAUAACAAAUUGGCGACGGGGUUUACUUUAAUUCAUUGCAGUUAUAACAAGCAAGCGACGACGGGUUUUAUUCUGUUCAGCGCAACUAUAGAACAUUUUUGACUGUGUUAAUUACAACCCAAUUACAAUGUCUAUCUCUCUGGACGAUCUCAAAUCUAUCUUGCAGCAGCAGCAAGUUCAGAAUGAAGCAGCUCAACUAAAAUUAAUCGAAGCUCUCACUCAGAAGCUGUCCAUUCAAGUUCCAUCAACAUCUCAUUCAGACAAAUAUGAAAGCAUCUCAAAUUCCAUCAGUGAGUUCAACUACGACCCAAUAUCUGGUCUCGUAUUUGAUGCAUGGUUCAAUCGUUAUGAAGACGUUUUCCGUAUUGAAUGCUACAUGUUUGAUGAUGCUGCCA
Messenger RNA from Trichobilharzia szidati, 2480 nucleotides. The record is from the annotation of a GenBank genome assembly. Lineage: Eukaryota; Metazoa; Platyhelminthes; Trematoda; Strigeidida; Schistosomatidae.